CUUCUAUGUAGCUUUCCUGGCUUGACAGCUGUCACUACACGCCGAGGUCAAGGGGAAAGAAGCAUGGCAGCGUUAUUUAGAGGGUCACGAAAUUUAUUGCGAAGGUGGAAUAAGCAUGUCGACCUUGCCUUCGUGUCAACACGAUCAAUGGCCUCAAAAACUCCAGUGGGGUUUAUUGGUCUGGGAAACAUGGGCACUCCCAUGGCCAGAAACCUGUUAAAGAACGGUUAUCCUGUUAUUGCCACGGAUGUCUUCCCUGAGUCCUGCAAAGAACUGCAGGACCUUGGUGCUCAGGUAAUGGACACCCCAGCAGAUGUUGCAGAGAAAGCAGACCGCAUCAUAACAAUGUUGCCUUCCAGUCCCAACGUCCUAGAGGUCUACACAGGCCCCAAUGGCAUCCUCAAGAAGGUGAAGAAAGGAACACUUUUGAUUGACUCCUCCACCAUUGAUCCCGCUGUGUCAAAGGAGAUGGCUAUAGCUGCAGAGAAGAUGGGAGCUGUGUUCAUGGAUGCUCCAGUGUCAGGAGGUGUUGGAGCUGCUAGCAUGGCCAAAUUGACCUUUAUGGUGGGUGGAGUAGAGGAGGAAUACCACGCUGCACAGGAGCUACUAACCUGCAUGGGAGCAAAUGUUGUCUACUGUGGACAAGUUGGCACUGGACAGGCAGCUAAGAUCUGCAACAACAUGCUGCUGGCCAUCGGAAUGAUUGGGACUGCAGAGACCAUGAACCUUGGCAUCAGACUGGGUUUAGACCCGAAGCUAUUGGCAAAGAUCCUCAACAUGUCAUCAGGGCGUUGCUGGUCUAGUGACACGUACAAUCCGGUCCCUGGCGUCAUGGAGGGCGUCCCCUCUGGAAACAACUACCAGGGCGGCUUCGGAACCACAUUAAUGGCUAAGGAUCUCGGUUUGGCCCAAAGCACUGCCACCAACACUAAGACACCCAUCCCUCUGGGCUCCCUCGCCCACCAGAUCUUCCGAGUUAUGUGCUCACGUGGCUACGCUAACAAGGACUUCUCAUCCGUCUUCCAAUUCCUACGCGAGGAAGAAGGACAGUGAAAUGAGAAGGAGCACAGCCGACUGUGGUGUUAUACAUAAACACACAUAUGCACACACACACACGCAAAUAUGCACACACCCCAGUGCCCCUCAUCCCACUAUGCUCAGGAGAGACUAAGGCCUUGCCCUCAGGCACAGAUCUGCAGGCCAAUUAAUACACCGUAUGUCGGCAUAUGUCCCCUCAUUGCAUUAGCUGAAUCAUAUUUUCAAUUCAUGACGCUCUCUCUGCAUGGAGGAAAUGCUAAAACUGACCUUAGAUCAGUAUCUAGAGACAAAGCCCUUCCUCUUUAGCAACUAUCUUCCCUGUUUGGUGUGAAAGACCAGAGAGGGGACAUGAGGUAGGAUGAGGCACUGCAGGUUUACGUGUAGCAAUGCAAUUACUAUGUGCUUUUUCAGGACGCUUGGUGAGAAGUACUUGCAUGAUUGAUUAUCGACUGUUUUAGUAUGUUUUUCCUGAGUUACUGGUGUUCGCCUGGUACUGAAAUACUUGACUCAGGCCUGUCUCUGUUGAGUGACAGCGGACAAGGGGAAAAAUUCAUGAUAACAUUCACAUAGUGUUGAAAAUUUUAUUGAACAGAAAAUGCAAGAGAGUGCAGAGUUAGGGAUGACCCCUUUCCUGAUGGAAAAACUAAGCCGGUAACAAUAAAUUAAGGCAACCAAAAAUGGCCACACUCUGGGCUUUUGUUACAUUUUAUGGCUUUAAUGUUUGUUCUCUUCAACCUUCAAUCCUCCAGUAUGUGUAUUAUUUCUUUUUACCUCACAAAUGCACUACAGUUGCAAUGGUUUCAGAGUUUUGGUACUACAUUUAAGCCACUACUUGCUGGAUCAGCCAGUUCUGCUCUUCUAAAUACUGUGACAUGUGUCUGGUUAUUUUUACAACGCACAUUGUGGCGUGACACGCUGCGCCAUUUUGAUAAAUAGUUACACAAUCUAUUACCUCUACUCUACUGUCUACAUCUGCUUAUCGAGCCAUCAGAGUAUUACUUUGUGACCAAUACUGUUGAAAUUUUAUAUUGUUCACUACAAAAUGUUCUUAAAGUUUGGCUAUUUUCGUACCCCUUUUUACUUUAACUAAGUUGUAUUCUUAUAUGUUCCUCCCAUCUCUUUUUCUGUGUCUCUCUCUCUCUCUCUUUCUGUCUCUCUCUCUCUCUCGCUCUCCUGUGACACCUGUAAAAUGUGUAAAAUGUCAGUGAGGACUUGUUCUUCUCUGCUCUGAACAAAUGUAAAUAGUGUAUAUUUCAUAUUGAUGUGUAGUAUCAAAGAGGAAUCUAAGUGGUCUAACACUUUUUCUUUUUUUUUUUUUUUAAAGUAAAAAUCAUUCAUAGUGUCUACAGUUUGUCUUUGCUCCAUGAGACUAUCGGUCACGCUGUAGCCUUAAAUAAAAGAUGUUCUCUCUA
Molecule: messenger RNA, 2450 nt
Organism: Sphaeramia orbicularis (orbiculate cardinalfish)
Lineage: Eukaryota; Metazoa; Chordata; Actinopteri; Kurtiformes; Apogonidae
Gene: hibadha
Product: 3-hydroxyisobutyrate dehydrogenase a
Exons: 8
Coding region: 64-1053 (329 amino acids)
Biological process (GO): L-valine catabolic process
Cellular component (GO): mitochondrion
Molecular function (GO): NADP binding; 3-hydroxyisobutyrate dehydrogenase activity; NAD binding
Source: RefSeq, a predicted model, not a curated record